Molecule: messenger RNA, 2351 nt
Organism: Alosa sapidissima (American shad)
Lineage: Eukaryota; Metazoa; Chordata; Actinopteri; Clupeiformes; Clupeidae
Product: ankyrin repeat and SOCS box protein 18-like
Exons: 6
Coding region: 133-1485 (450 amino acids)
Biological process (GO): negative regulation of delayed rectifier potassium channel activity; neuronal action potential; intracellular signal transduction
Cellular component (GO): synapse; membrane; axon initial segment
Molecular function (GO): transmembrane transporter binding
Source: RefSeq, a predicted model, not a curated record
UUCUGGAGAGGUCUGCAAGAUGACCUCCCUGCUCGAGAGGAGCUCAACAAAAUCCUUGUGUUCCAGAGUGAUGAACUUCGCUGGACUGCAGAGAAACGGGACGACACAGCUGCUUCGAGGUGAGAAGGGGAGAUGCUGAGGACCUUGCGCUUGGAGAACCUUUGCCCCACCGUGCAUCUGGACCGCUGGCCAGAGCUCCCGGAGAGGGACGAGCACCGUCUGGAGGAGCCCGAGGUGCGCUGCAUGCGCCUCUACCAGGCUGUGGCCCUGGGGGACCUGCUAGGGCUGGGCAGGCUGCUGUGUAAGAGCUAUGUGGACGUUGACGUGUUUUACAGUAUCAGUGAGGAGCUGAAGUGGCAGCCCAUGCCAGAGACCCCCUUUGGUCCAUCAGGACUGUGGUCUCUUGAGUACAAGCGAGAGCUGACCAGUCCUCUGUGCAUCGCAGCGGCACAAGGCUACAGCCAAUGUCUGCAGUACCUGCUGGAGCACGGCGCUCGGCCCAACCUGCUGGCCGGGGGCCGGACGGCGCUGCACGAGGCGUGCGUCAACAGCUCUACCGAGUGUGCUGAGCUGCUGCUGGAGCACGGGGCCAACCCAAACCAGCUCACGGAGGAGGGCCUGGCACCAUUACACCUGUGCAAACAUGCACAGUCACUCCGCUGUGCCAAACUGCUGGUACGCUAUGGUGCCAAGGUCAACACCCUCAGCGACGACGGGGAGGGCGAGAGUCCCCUGCACGUGGCGGCCAGGCAUGGCCUGCACCAGCACGUCCAGCUCUACCUGCGCUACGGUGCCAAGGUGAACCAGCAGAGCUCCUCGGAGGAGACAGCCCUCUGCGCGGCCUGUGGGGAGGCUUGCUUCGACAGCGGUGACGAGCAGGAGGAGAGCUUGCUCCAGGUGUGCCGGUUCCUGCUGGACUACGGCGCCGACGUCAACAAGGUGGACAAUGAGCGCAGGAGCCCCCUGCACAGGGCCGCACGGAACGCGCAGGACCGCCUCGUGGAGCUGCUCAUCGAGCGUGGAGCGGUGAUCAACGCGCUGGACUAUAACGGGUGCUCUCCCCUUUCCAACGCAUUGCAGACCGCUGUGGUGAAGCAUAGGUGCCGGUCGCACGCCGUGGUGCAGAUGCUGCUCAACCAUGGUUCUAUUAAGGUGUGGCCCGGGGCCUUGCUCAAGCUGCUAGCUUCUUGUGCAUCAGCACCUAAAACUGUGGAAAUCAUGUUCAACUCCUAUGAUAUGGUGCCUGUUACAUACAAAUGGACCGAGUCCUUUCCAGAGGAAGCAUGUCAGUCUGGAGAACACAGCACGCAGCCUCCAGCAUCAUUGUCGAUCAGUGCUGCGGAAGCAUUGUGGGAAAGACUGCCACUCCAUCAUUCCUCAGCUACCCAUCCCAAAGAUACUGAAGAACUAUCUGCUGCUGGAACCACAAGGUGUCAUAUAUUAGGCCGGGUAAGAAACUGGUGGGAGUUGUUGUACUGCAAAUAAGGUGUAUUUGUUUGUGUUGGAAAGGGCUCACUAGGUGAAUGCCAAGAGCAGUUUUUUUUCUGUUCAAGCAGGUGGCUGGCAGAGUGAAUCAAAUCUAAAAGCAGUGUCCGAAUUUCUUUUGGAAUUUUUUGUGGAAUUCAAAAGCCAAACAAAUACACUCCCUCUCUGCCUCCAUGGUUAGCCUCAUGGACCCACCCCUAAACAUGUUCUGUCACAUGCUCGAUCAUUGUUCCUAUACAUGUUGGGCCUUUGGUUGUGUCUUGGCACCAUUGGCACCCUUUUGCCACUGCUAUAGAUCCUUCAGUAGUGACAGGGAGACAGACUCUAUCCCCAGUGUUCUGCAUCAGUUGAUUUUGCUGACACUACCUGUGACUUGGAUGUUGGAUAUAUUUUUGUAUGUGAACUGCUGUAGUGCAUUAGUGUGAUAUUCUGUUAUAGUUAUAACAUGCCAUUGUAAAUACCUUUGAUAGAAACUUCUGCUAAAUGAAAAUAAAAAGGAUGAAUUCUCAUCCCAACAGAACUAGGUCAACUGUGGUUCAUUCCAUACCAUAUCUGAUGAUUUACAAUACAGUCAUUUCCUGUGUAUUAGCCACAUAAGCCACAGGACAGUGUUUUAUGCCAAUUAGAAGAAACAAAACCAUUAAUACCAUAUUAACUGCCCCCGUGUAAUAACCUCAUAGACGAAGAAAUUUUGCAAAAUCAAUGUAUACGCCGCGGCUAAUAGUUGAGAAAUUACGGUAAGUGUUGUUAUCUCAUUGACGCCAGGAAAAUGCGAUAUUGGUUUGUAAAAUGUAUGCCAUCCUUGUGUAAUCCAGACUAAAGGUUACAGAGGCACGGAUUCUUGAGGGGGUGGAGAAUGUAAUAUU